Ramularia collo-cygni is the source of this 1914-nucleotide messenger RNA. RefSeq lists its product as uncharacterized. Lineage: Eukaryota; Fungi; Ascomycota; Dothideomycetes; Mycosphaerellales; Mycosphaerellaceae. The record is from RefSeq and is a predicted model, not a curated record. The transcript has a single exon. The coding region runs from base 1 to 1914 and encodes 637 amino acids. Gene Ontology annotation, molecular function: oxidoreductase activity.
AUGAAGUUUCUUUCCAUUGCCGCCGCGGUAUCCGCGGUGUGCUCCACCCUCGUUGUUGCGCAUCCCGUCUCCCACGACGACCACAGCAUUCUCCGCUCGCGCCAGAGCGGCAUCGUCGUCACCACCGGUGCCACAGGCGACAUUCAGCCUCGCAUCGAAAUUCGGACCCUGAAGGACACCAAACCCGWUCACUGGAUCCUUUUCAUCCUCGCCCUGUCCCAAUGGAAGGCUCAAUCUCAAAGCAGUGCAACCUCGUACUAUGGCAUCGCUGCAAUUCACGGCGUGCCCAGAAUCAACUACAACGGUGUGGGACAGUGCGACUCGUGCAUAGGAGCCGACGGUUACUGCACUCACGAUUCCAUCCUCUUCCCUUCAUGGCACCGCGUCUACCUUGCUCUGUUCGAGCAGGAGUUCAUCAAGGUCGCAAAGUCGAUCGCCAACUCGUUCCCGGCUUCGCGCCGACAGGACAUGGUUGACGCAUCCAACCAGAUCCGUUUCCCCUACUGGGACUGGGCGAAGGUGCCGCCAAAGAACCUCCCCGCGCUUCCUCUCAUGAUCACCGACGAAAAAAUCACUGUGAACGGACCAAACGGCCAACAGACCCUCGAGAACCCGAUGCUGCAAUACACCUACAGCGAUUCUAGCGGCAUGUACUACGACCCAUUCACUGUCUAUGCCAAGACUGUUCGUUACCCCACCAGCAACGAGCGCGAUGCGCAAUCAGUGAACAGCCAGGCUGCGGACGCCAUUACCAACAUUCGUGCUAGCAUGCAAGAUCAAAUCUACGGAAUCCUAACCCAAUGCACCAACUAUCUCAACUUUGCCUACGAUGAUGCCGUCACCAGCAGUCCUGGUUGCUCCAACAGUCUCGAGUCAAUUCACAACAACAUUCACACUGCUGUAGGAGGUCCGGGCACUGACGCUGGAGUCUCCUCUGGCCACAUGACUAACCUUCCCCUUUCAUCUUACGACCCCGCUUUCUGGCUUCACCACGCCAACGUGGACCGUUACUUUGCUCUCUGGCAGGCCAUUAACCCCGACUCGUACGGUGGAUCGCAGCCUGCUCCCCACAGCACUUGGACCAUCGCUCAGGACGAGGUCCAGGAUGCUCACUCGAAUCUGACUCCAUUCUACCGGAGCAGCAACGGCAGCUUCUGGACCACAGAUAGUGUUCGUGAUUGGGCCAAUACUUUCAAGUACACAUAUCCCGAGUUCUCCAACACUGAUGGCAGCCGCGCCUCCAUCAUCAGUGCCGUCAACAAGCUCUACGGACCAAAUGCUACCGCAGUCGUCAACUCCAAGCGUGAGGCGGAGGCGGAGCCACAGACGGGCGGUCUUCUGGAAGGUCUCACGCAGGACGUCAACGACCUUCUCUCAGGCGACCUCUUGAAAGCACUCAACGGCAGCUCAUACGAGUACGCCGUGAAUGUUCAGGCUCCACGUUAUGCCUUGAACGGGUCCUACCAAAUCUUCGCCUUCAACGGAAAGCCAACGACUGAAGACCCGUCAUCAUGGAUCUUCGACUCCAAGCUCAUCGGCCAAGUGGGUAUCUUCUCCAUGCCCGGAAUGACUGACGUCAAGCUCAUCACUGCUGGCYCCAUCCCAUUGACUCGCACUCUUCAGAGCAUUGUCGGCACCGAGGGUGGACUUCUUGCCAGCCUCGCCACUCCCAUUGUCGUGGAUUUCCUCACCCAGAAUCUCGAAUGGAGAGUACAGGGUCCAGAUGGUACCGCCAUCGACCCGAGUUCUAUUGACGGAUUUGCAGUGGAAGUCGUAGCCACCACCAAGCAAGUACCCGCCAGCGAUAGCGAGCUUCCCAUCUACUCUGGCUUCGUUUCAUUACUCGACGUCACCAAGGGACAGAGCGGUGGUGCGAACCAAACACUUCACAGCCCUACGGCCUACAAGGCCUAG